Arabidopsis arenosa is the source of this 513-nucleotide messenger RNA. Lineage: Eukaryota; Viridiplantae; Streptophyta; Magnoliopsida; Brassicales; Brassicaceae. The record is from the annotation of a GenBank genome assembly.
CCUCAUUCACUCUCUAAAGUCUCUCUCUCUUUCUCUAAACUUUCACCAAAGAGAGAUGGCCAAGGGAAGAGGCAGUGCAUCAUGGUCGGCUCGAGCCAUAGUGACUCUUAUGGUUGUGUCAGUGUUGUUGCUUCAAGCUGACUACGUUCAAGCUGCAACUUACACGGUCGGAGACUCUGGUGUCUGGACCUAUAACGCUGUGGGUUGGCCUAAAGGCAAACACUUUAGAGCCGGCGACGUUCUUGUGUUUAACUAUAAUCCGAGGAUGCACAACGUAGUGAAGGUAGAUAGUGGAAGUUACAACAACUGCCAAACACCGGCAGGGGCGAAAACUUACACUUCAGGCAACGAUCGUAUAACUUUGUCUAAAGGACAAAACUUCUUCAUCUGCAAUUUUCCAGGCCAUUGUGAAAACGCUAUGAAAAUCGCAGUCACCGCGGUUUGAUCCAUCAUCGAGCAAUCAAUAUAGUUUGAUCACUUGUUAUGUUUUCUUAAGAAAAUAUUUAAGUAUGC